UCAGAGUGUUGUUAUUCACCGAUCCGAAGAAGUUAUACUCUUUUAUGUUAGCCGCCAAUUUUAGAACCUUCAAAUCAAGUAACCAAGUCUCAAGCCACCACCACCUUCAUCAACUGAAUCAUCAAUGCACCUUGAUUUACAUUCAUGUGCCCGUUUACUACAAUCCUGCAACACCCACCAUUGUAUUCGACAAGGGAGACAACUCCACCUCCUAUUUCUCAAAAGGGGUGUCCUAGAUUCUGUCGUUACAAUCGGAAACCGCCUCCUACAAAUGUAUGCGAGGUGUGGCAACAUGAGCGAUGCACUGAAACUGUUUGAUGAUAUGACCCAAAGAAAUAGUUUUACUUGGAACACGAUGAUUGAAGGUUACAUGAAAUCCGGAAACAAGGACGUGUCUUUGGAGUUAUUCAAUUUCAUGCCGCACAAGAAUGAAUUCUCGUGGAAUGUAGUCAUUUCGGGGUUCUCGAAGGCCGGUGAGUUGGAGGUUGCUCGGGGCUUGUUCAAUGAGAUGCCGAGGAAAAAUGGGAUUGCAUGGAAUUCAAUUAUUCAUGGGUAUGCGAGCAAUGGGCAUCCAAGAGAAGCUGUGAGGCUGUUUAAGAGUUUGAAUUUUGAUCCGUAUGAAUUAUCUUGUGCAGAUACAUUUGUAUUGGCGACAGUUGCUGGUGCUUGUGCUGAUUUGGGGGCUCUUGAUUGGGGGAAGCAAAUUCAUGGUCGCAUCAUUACUGUUGAAGUGGGAUUUGACUCGGUCUUGGGAAGUUCACUUGUUAACAUGUAUGGUAAAUGCGGUGAUCUGGAUAGUGCUAACCAUGUGUUAAAUAUGAUGCAAGAACCAGAUGACUUCUCUUUAUCAGCCUUGAUAUCAGGAUAUGCAAAUUGUGGCAGAAUGAGUGAUGCAAGAAGAAUUUUUGAUUUUGUAAGUAAUCCAUGUGUUGUGUUAUGGAACUCCAUAAUUUCCAGUUACACUGCCAAUGACGGAGCAAAUGAGGCAUUACUUUUGUUCAAUAAGAUGCAGAAAAAUGGAGUUCCGGCAGAUGCUUCAACUUUUGCCAGUGUCUUUAGCGCCUGCACUAGCUUAGGGAUUUUUGAGAAUGUUAAGAAAAUGCAUGCUUUUACUUUUAAAGUUGGGGUUUUUGAUGACCUCAUUGUUGCUAGUGCUCUUGUUGAUACAUAUUCCAAGUGUGAAAGCCCUUAUGAGGCUUGCAAAUUAUUUGACGAGCUUGAAGUGUAUGACACAGUUUUGCUCAAUUGUAUGAUCACUGUGUACUCUAAUUGUGGUAGAAUUGAAGAUGCGAAAAGGAUCUUUGAGACUAUGCCAACUAAAAGCUUGAUCUCUUGGAAUUCAAUGAUAGUUGGUUUCAGUCAAAAUGGUUGUCCAAUUGAUGCACUAGAUAUUUUCUGCAAGAUGAACAAGACAGGAUUGGGCAUGGACAAAUUUGGCCUGGCCAGUGUGAUCAGUGCUUGUGCUAGCAUUUCUUCACUUGAACUUGGCGAACAGGUAUUUGCUCGAGCCAUUGGCAUCGGCCUGGAACUUGAUCAGAUCAUUUGUACCUCUCUUAUUGAUUUUUACUGUAAGUGUGGAUUUGUUCAUAAUGGACGCAAACUGUUUGACCAAAUGAUAAAAUCUGAUGAAGUUUCGUGGAAUUCUAUGUUAAUGGGCUAUGCUACAAAUGGUUUUGGUUUUGAAGCACUAAGUCUGUUCAAUGAAAUGAUUUCUGCUGGUGUUGGUCCUACUGGUAUCACAUUUACAGGGGUUUUAUCAGCCUGUGACCAUUGUGGACUGGUUGAAGAGGGAAAGAAAUGG
This is a messenger RNA of Cornus florida, 1801 nucleotides long. RefSeq names its product putative pentatricopeptide repeat-containing protein At1g77010, mitochondrial. Gene Ontology annotation, molecular function: RNA binding; protein binding. Lineage: Eukaryota; Viridiplantae; Streptophyta; Magnoliopsida; Cornales; Cornaceae. The annotation marks the transcript as partial. Gene Ontology annotation, biological process: RNA modification. The transcript has a single exon. The record is from RefSeq and is a predicted model, not a curated record.